Messenger RNA from Closterium sp. Naga37s-1, 426 nucleotides. The record is from the annotation of a GenBank genome assembly. Lineage: Eukaryota; Viridiplantae; Streptophyta; Zygnematophyceae; Desmidiales; Closteriaceae.
AUGGCAGGCGGCUCUCGGGGCGGAAGAGGUAGAGGCGCUGCGGGCGGGGGUGGGGAAGAGUGUGGCGGAAGGGCGGAAGAGGAUGGGGGGAAGGGGAGAGGCUUCGGAGGGAGAGGGAGGGCGGAAAGGAGGAGUGGGGUUGGGGGGCGAGGGGGUGGAGUGCGAGGGCCGUUGGGGAUCGAGGGGGAGGCGGGAGUGCUGAUGGGGGGGGAGGGAGGGGGGGAUGCAGGGGGGGAGCGAUGGGAUGUGCCGCUGGUGCCUGACAUGCCUGGAGUGCUGUCCAUGGGUGAUGUGAUGGGAGGAGCCAAGCACAUGGCCUCCUCCACUUGGGGCGGUGCUAAGGAGGCCAUGAUAUCUGCUGCUCACACCCCAGCUGACACCGCUGCUGCUGACACGGCAUCCCUGCCGUGCUCUGCUCACGAAUAA